AAAAUAUAAAUUUGGGUCCAUGCAUAGAGAAUGCACUUUUUGGAUUUAUAUAUUAUCUGGGCCGUUUGAUAACAAGCAUGUCCAUCAGUUUAUUGUUUUCUAGAGAGAAACUACUUUUCCUGAUCAGAAUUGCCACAUAUUUUCCUAGAAGUACAGGAGUUUCCGGCAACUUGGGUUUUCUGUGACCCUCUAGGAAGAUCGUGUGUCUGUACUAGUGUUAUUCAUCAUAUAGAUCCGGUGACACACUCACUGAAUAUUACACUCCAUGUGAUAUACUAAGCGGGCUUACAAUACGCGGAUAAUGCACGAAAUUUGCAUGUAGAAAUUAUACUAAAGGAUCUAAAAUGGAAGGUUGUUUUUCGUGGAUCAAAACAAAAUACGGAUUGAAUGCAAAUUCCUCCAUGUCUGAAGUAAAUGCAGCAUUUCGGGAUUGGAACAUGGGCGCCCUCGUACUAAUCAGUGUCCUUAUUUUGCCGGGAAUGCUGGGAAAUUCUCUGGUGAUGGCCAUCUUUUACAGGGAUUUCAAGAAGUCGGCAUACAGAACAUUUGUGUUGUGGCUCGCUGCCUUAGAUCUUGCUGGAUGCAUGAUCGUCAUGCCAUAUCUCAUGGUAAACAUAAUCACACCCGUAACAAUGGACAACGAAAUCGUCUGUAAACUGGGACGAUUCCUUUCUUACGUCAUUAUGAUGACGUCACAUUUUAUUCUGGUAGUGAUAGCGGCUGAUAGGUACCGUAAAAUAUGUAAGCCACAUUCCCUACAAAUUCCUCAGUCACAGACGUCAAGAUAUUGCCUGGGCAUGCUCACUCUCUCUAUUGUUGUAUCAAUUCCUGCGCCAAUUCUUUACGGAAACAGCACCCUUGACAUUGGAAUACCAGGGUUGAAGGCCACUCGGUGUUUUACGGCGGAUGAAUACAUGGACACGCCGGCACAUCUUAUUUAUUAUGGAGUGAUAAACGCACUAGGGGGCACGAUAACGGUGAUCAUCACGGCGCUUUACGUCCAAGUCAUCAGGAGAAUAAGAUACCAGUUUCGGGAGAAGGAACACGAGAUAGCGCGAAAUAUUCGUAGAAAUGCAAAACUGUCAGAGAAUGGAAAUGCUUGUGAAGUGAAAAUAAACCGGAAACUGGUAAGAACCACAGUGACGUUGUUAGCAGUGACUGUGGUAUUUGUAAUUACAAUUUUCCCACACACUGUGCUAGCAUUAGUAGACUAUUCAGUGCGGACCUUCUAUUGCCGGUUGUCUUUCUCGGACGGCGUGAUGUUCAACAUCGCCAUGCAUUUCUUUCUGCCGAACAAUGUCUUGAACAGCGUUAUCUACGGGUUCACGGACAAGCGGUUCAAGAAGAGAUUCCUCUUGCUGUUCAGAAGACAACAGUUCAAUGUGAACGGUGACUAUGGGGAAUCUAGUGAUGCGAUCUCUAGCGACAGACUGUGACAAUAAUAUAAACACGUCCUGCAAAAAUUACAAUACAAAUGAAUAUAUAAUGCAGCAAAGGUUUUGAAUUUAUUUGUGAAAUUUUCAUUCCUACAUCGUUUAGUUCAUGUACAUGUGUGUUGUUAAAAUACUUGUCAAAAAAUAUCAAAAGGCAAACAUAAUGAUACCAUUAAUUAUUAUUUAAUCACGUGACAAAAAAUUAUGUUGCACUACUUUGGAACGACAAUCUGCACUCUUUCUGUUUUUACAUCACAUUGACAAAACCUUCCUAAAAUUCUAAUCGACUAGUUCAUUCAUUAUUAAUAAAGAUUUACAAAUUUC
Molecule: messenger RNA, 1757 nt
Organism: Ostrea edulis (European flat oyster)
Lineage: Eukaryota; Metazoa; Mollusca; Bivalvia; Ostreida; Ostreidae
Product: kappa-type opioid receptor-like
Exons: 1
Coding region: 345-1436 (363 amino acids)
Biological process (GO): neuropeptide signaling pathway
Cellular component (GO): membrane
Molecular function (GO): G protein-coupled peptide receptor activity
Source: RefSeq, a predicted model, not a curated record